This is a messenger RNA of Phytophthora infestans T30-4, 402 nucleotides long. RefSeq lists its product as uncharacterized. The transcript is spliced from 2 exons. Lineage: Eukaryota; Oomycota; Peronosporomycetes; Peronosporales; Peronosporaceae. The coding region runs from base 1 to 402 and encodes 133 amino acids. The record is from RefSeq and is a predicted model, not a curated record.
AUGGCCGAGUCGCCGCUGCCGCCGCCUCCUCCGCCACCUCCUCCACCGCAAGACGACCUCAAGAGAAAGAAGCCGACGCUUAACAAUCCCAACCAGCCGAAGCCCAGGAAGAGAAAGGACUUCCGCGCGAUCAUGGCGCUGUUCCACGACGAAGGAAAGGACAUGGCCAAAGUUAAACGCGAGUGGGCCGCGUUAUGGCAGACAACGCUGACUGAGAGUCAGGAGGACCACAAGCGACGGCGGCAGCAGGAACAGCACGGCAUAAAGCGCAAAAAGAACGAGCACGAUCAUGGCCUCAUGUCGGCUCGAGGUGGGCUGGGAUCGCGUCUCGGCAGCAUGAAUCAGGACCACCUCAAACGGGCACGACAGACUCGUCAGAGUCGAGUAAGGGCAGUCGACUAG